AUAAAAAUAAUUUGUUGCUGCCAAAAAAAUACACGAACUAUGUGCGUUGCUAUACGCUCAAAAAUAUCCUAACAAGGCGGGCGUCGACAAUCAUGUUGUGCAGCCAUUCGCAGUUCAGGCAUUAUUUUUUAUCUCGUACAAAGAGUUGAGCACAGUUUUUAAAUUUCACGUGUAGUUUCCAAAAAAAAAUAUUCCACAAUUGCUACCAUUAUUCAAUCCUUACAAGUUUAAUCGAUUUGGCGUGCAUUAAUACAAUGUCCAGGCGGGACAGGGCCUACGCGCAGGCAGAGGAGCGCUGGCUCGACAUCAUCGCGUCGAGAGGUGGCGUAUCGGUGGAACAAGCACAAGUCGGCCCAGGCCCUCUGGGCGUGGAAGCGGCCAAUGAAGAACGGGCCCACUUUAGCCGGGAACACAACGCGAAUGAGCAGCAACUGCUGGAUCCUGCUGUGGACAGCUUGCUGCACGUAAUCUCCGACGACUCCGAGAUUUGCAGUCUAAUAUCGAGCGAUGGCACCGAGUUCCAUGGCUGGCCCGACAAGGACGACCCCUCCACAGUGGAGAACGUUGACCAUGGCGUCUACGGACUCAUUCGCACAAUUUCGCAGUCACAGGGCGAAGAUCUACAAGCUGCACACUACUCGGCCUGCACGCCACCCAAAAGAGCGCGAAUGAGCUGUGAAAUAAUCGAAAUUAAUGAUUCUCCAGAGGCGGCCACAGACUCGGGCGUGGUCUUUAUGCAAUCGGUAUCCACAAAUCCCGGGGUUUUGCUGACCAACGGCAGCCUCGUCGACUCUCAUCUGUUUGAGAUUCUGCCGCAUUCCGAGGAACAAGCCCUAGAAAUGGUUGAUCCAAGCGGCACCGAGCAGUGCGUUGUCUACGAGGAUGUGGACGGUGAAAUUGUCCUGGCCGAGGAGCACUGCUGCGAGAUAAUAGUCUCGACACAGAACGAGCAGGCCUACCUAAUGUCCGGCAAUGGAGCUCUUCUCCGGCAUCAUCUGAACGGCUCGGGCUACAUUGAUGGCGUGGCAGGGGACGAGGAUGAGGAGGAGACGCGCAUGGAGGCCGGCAACAAUGUUUAUCUGAGCGAUGCGGCCCUGGACCAGCCCAUGGUCCAUCAUCAUGAGCUGGUCGAAGAAGAUGAGGGCGAGGACGAGGAGGCGCACAAUGACAAUGAGCAUGAGAACGCCAACUUUGUGGACGACACUCCAUUGGAGGAAGAGCGCCCCGAUAUCUGUCAGGUGUACGACCACGAGCUGGAAGACCACGACAACGAGGGCGAGGAAGAGGAUAAUAUACAGCAGGAUCACCAUCAUCAUCAGCUUCCCUUGGAGCAGGAGCUACCUCUGGAGCAUGUCCCAGAGAUGGACGCAGAGCAGCCAAUAGUCAUCAGCGACAUUGAGGAGGAGCAGCCCGAGCACAGCAGCCCCACACAGUUUCCAAAUAGCUCCUCGUCCACGCCCAAUGGCAGCGACAACUACGACUACGAUGACGAUCUGGGCCUGGGCGAGGACGAUCGACCAAGGAAAAUGCAGCCAGCUAAGCGCAAGUAUCCGCCACUGCUGAAGAACACUCUAUUCGCGGAGGCCAUGGACCGGCGUCUGGCGACCAUUUGUCAGGCACAGCCGCAGAUGAGUCUCAGCGAGAAGGUGGCGACCUGGGAGAUGGCCACCACCCACGACUGUGAGGCUGUCGAGGAUGUAGAGAACUUUCAGGCCAACUUUGAGCAGCACGAGGCUUCCAUGGCUUCCAAACACCACAGCUUCAACGAGUUUCGCGAGACACUGGAGCGUAAUAUGGAAAAGAUCAACCGCCAGUUCAUGCGUAGUCCAGCCCAGUCGACAGUGGACCAUGGCCAGGCCAGCCCCAGUCAAGGAACGUCCGCUCAGGAGAAGCCUCUCAUUCAGCGACGACAGCUGCAUGUGCUGCACACAGAGGAUACCAUUGUUCUGGACGAUGACGAGGACGAUUGCUACGAGGUGGGCGGCGACAAUCCGUCUGUUGUCACCCUCACACCGGAGGUUGAACUGCAGGCACUAACCUCGGAGCAGGAGGAAGAACUGCAACAGCAGCAAGAGGAGAAGGAGGAGGAGCCCAAAAUCGUGCCCGACAUGAAGACAAUUCAGACGCAGACCUCAGUCCAACGACUGGCCACAAAGGAAACUUCCACAGCAGAUCUGGCACCGCUGCCAGUGGCCUCAGUGACCACUGCCUCCGCAGAAUCUCCAGCCCCUGCUGCUGCACCCGAAGCACAGGGAAUGAAUGACAUGCCACCAGCCAUUAUAUCCACGGAGACUGCAGCUGACCGUGAGCUGGUGGACGUUGUCUUUGGCAUGAUGGGAAAGAAGGUGACGAAACAGCAACAGGAGCUACUGCUAGAGCAGCAACAUUCCCGCUUUCAGGAGAGUCUCCUUCCUCCAUUCGAUGUGUCGCAUGGCAUGAGGGCUGGACUGAAUGCUGUUGCCUUUGGCGAUUGCCCCAACGAUGCCAUGUUCUACGAGCAGCAAGAGUUCUGCAACUAUCUGGGACUCACGGAGAUGUCCACGGCCAAUGCGGUGGCCACAGCCAUGCGGGAGCUGGCCAACAGCACGGUGGCUCGACGCUCGCUGAGAGUGCGGCCGCAGGAGCAGCUGGACAGGAUGCGCAGCGAUGUGCGUGGCAAGCGGAAGGAGAGAAAGCAGCAGCUUCAGCAGCUACAACAGAAUGUGGCGUUGAACACCAGCAGUGAGCAGAGCACAGAGGAGCAAGGCACAGCUGCAGCCGCUGAAGAGCAGCGCCAGUCCACACACGAGUACGACCAAUACUAUGGGGCACAGGGCGAUCACCCAGUAGCCUCCGAUGCGGAGGACCAGGAAUCGGAGGACAAGAAUGCUGACAAUAGAUGCUUAAAGUCUGAUUUGGUGGAUGUGCAGGUCUUUGCCCAGAUCUAUGCUGCUCCCACACCCACCCAGGACCAGUUGGUGGAGACCUUGCAGCAGCAGAACCUCAAGCGAGCGGAGGACAACAGAAGUGAGGUGGUGAGGCUUGAGUGCAUGCAGAAGCGCUUGCGACAGGCACGUGAGUCGAAGCCAUCCAUCUACAUUGUCGAAGCGAUGAGCAAUGCACCACCAGAGGUGCUGCCAGAGUCAUCACCAAAGCAGCGUGCACGCGCGCGUACACUAACGUCCUCUCCCACGCGCAUUGUCGAAACUACGAGCUAUGACGGUCCGCGUCCUUCUCUGGAGAGCUCCAGCCCAGACAGAAGCCAGUUGAAGUACAACCCAAAGCUAACUAAAAACCAAGCGCAAACCUCCAAGGCUCCCCGUAAGAGUCAACCGGAAAGCAAGAAGCCAAGGACAUCGACGGGUGCAGCAACCACCACCAAAACGGGCGCUCCUGCACGCAUACGGGACCUGGUCACACGCUCCACGACGCACAUGAAUUCGAAGCUGCUGCGCAAUCGAAAGGUCAAUCUGCUGAAGAGCUAUGCCCUCACGGAUGCGGCUGCUCAGGGCAAGGGCAAACGACUGAGCGGCGGCACCGCCGCAAGAGCAGCCGCAAAGCAAUCGGCCAAAGGCAACGCAAAGAAACCACCGGAACCCACGAACACCCAGGAGAAGAAGUUGCCCCAACAGCAUCGCCUCGAGCAACAGCAGACGGCUCCUGCUACACCACCACACACUCCAACAAAGACGGCAGCAAGGGCCACCAACGCUUUGACAGUAGAUGCUGGGGUUACACUCCCAAAGAGCACCAGGCGCGCGCGAGCUCAGACUCUGCCAGAGGCUGGGACCAAGGCGUCUGUUCAAAUUGCGGCAGGCCCUUUGCCAGCUGCCCACUUAUCCAGUUCAAUGCAUGUUACUGCUGAUCCACUUCAAAUCCAUGGCUUGAUGGACGACUCCCAAGGGUUUUUCGAAAACCACGCGCCUAUAUCCCCAGCUAAAGAUCUAGUGGGUCGCUAUAUGUUAAGUGCCCGUCAAUUUGCUAAGCAACAAGAGCCACAAGAGCUUUACAUGCAGGCCAAUCCCUCGGGCUAUAGCCAAUAUAGUCAAACAAACAGUUCAAACUAUGCCCAUGCCCAUGCCCAAGCCCAAGCCCAGUAUGCAAGUGUGGCCAAACCCGCAUUGAUCUAUCCGCCAAUGUGCAGAGCAGAAGUCGGAAAGAAGGAACCAGAGAAGGAGCCACAUUUCUCACGUCGUCGGCCGUCGCAACAAACGGAAACUUCCGGACUAUAUACCGAAAUCAAUCGUGCCCUUCCCCCCGGUGGCAUGGUGCGACUGAGCGAUGGAUCUCGUAUGUUAAGCAACCCGCUGGCGGGCAAACACGGCAAGGUGUUGUACAUAUACUAUGAGCUGGACCAGCUUAUAGUACUGCAGGAGCACUGCGUCAGCUUUUGGAAGUACUCGAAGGUCUUCAAUGUGUUGCACAAGCCACGCAGACCAAACUCUUCCGCAGCAAAGGAGACUGGAGCCUCCACACACUCGAUACUUCCAGGUGGUCAAGGCACCGAACCGAGGGCCACCGAAUCUGAGCGAUCCCAUGCAGAUGAAGACUUUGAACGUAGCCCGCGUUGGGUGAAUCUGGGCAAACUGAGGCGCAUUACAAAUGACACUGAGGUGUUUGCGCCGUUCGGGAACAGGCUUUGCGUGCACAACUCGACGCCUGUGUACGUGGAGAUGCGCUGCCAUCCGCUGGAUCACCACAAGCGGGAAGUCACGCUGACUUCGCUGCACGUGAACAUUUACUACUACUGCGAGGAGGAGCUGCGUCCCAAGAUGCAUUCUGUGCACCUGGAUGCGGUCAGCUGUGACGGUUCACAUGUGAUUUUCACAAGCAUUACAGAGUCUCGCUACUUUGUGGUGGCCUGGCAGCAGGAGGUAGUGAUGGGUAAGCCACGCUCGGGCAUCUGCAAGUACUCGCUGACGCCCACGCUGGACACGCUGGCCUCGAUACGCGAGUUCAAGCAGCUGCGCCACGAACUGAAGCACAUUGAGUGCCUCACGGAGGAUCGCCUCAUUGGCUAUGGUCAGACGCGCAUCACGAUCUGGGACCAUCGCAGCGGAGACACGCUCAUGAACUAUGACCUCUGUUGCCAGCUGGGCCGCAGCCUGACCGCCAUGCACUAUCCCAGCUUCGAAUUGGACCAGAGCAGCAUACUGAUCCUCUAUCAGCACAUCGAGUCGCAGGAGCAGUCGGACAUGCCCUCCGAGGUGCACGUAAUUGCCUGCGAGCUGUCGCAUACGACGCCCUCGCAUCGUCUGCUGCAGGUUCACCGUCUGCCCGCACCACAGUUCAAUGAGCAACUUCAAGCCGUCAACACGGGGGAUCACCUGAUCCUCAAGGCCAUCACAGGCGAUGAGAUUUGGAUAAGUUCCGCCGAUCCCAGGCAGCUGACGUACGUGGCACCGCAGGGCAACGGUUCGCUGCGGUUCUAUGCGCGCCACAAGUCUCAGGUUAUCGAGAUGGCACCGCGCACCCUCACCGUGGACAGCAUCGCCAACCACAUGCUGCAAUUGGCCGUGCAGCAGCAGCAACAGAUUAUGAACAGCAGCCAGUCGCCCAUGUCUUUAGCUGCUUCAAUCCUGUCCAUGCCCGUACCAGUAUGAACCCCACACGAGUGCCUCAGCCUCAUCUGUCCCUGUCCCAUGAGCGAUUUGCUAAUGGCAUCCAAAUCUGAAAUGUAAUAUUCAUAGAUCCCACAGAUGUACAACCACAACCCACACCCAGACCCAGACCCACUCGUCGUUUAUCAAAUAUAUUUGAAGGUAUGUAAUAUCCGAUACAUCAUUAGUUCACUCCACUCCCAUCCCCUCUAGUCUAAGUCCUAAUUCUAAGUCGGCCUUAAUUAAGUCAUCCAUUUUGUAUCA
Molecule: messenger RNA, 5843 nt
Organism: Drosophila subobscura
Lineage: Eukaryota; Metazoa; Arthropoda; Insecta; Diptera; Drosophilidae
Exons: 6
Coding region: 255-5582 (1775 amino acids)
Source: RefSeq, a predicted model, not a curated record